AUGCCCACCUUCCCGCGCCGCUUGGAGGAAGUGAAGAAAGUGCAGGAAUUGAAGGAUGCCAUGGCCAAUCUGAAGGACCUGCGCCAACAGUUGGAGUCGAAGAUCGGUUUCAAUGCCUCGGUGCCGACGAUGUACUCCGAGGCGAACAUGGAGCAGAUGAUCCAACUCAUGAACGAUGGAAUUGCAGGCGAUGCAGAGACGUCCAUGCGCGGAUCUGCAACGAAAGAUGUAUGUGAUGAGUAA
Messenger RNA from Symbiodinium necroappetens, 243 nucleotides. The record is from the annotation of a GenBank genome assembly. Lineage: Eukaryota; Dinophyceae; Suessiales; Symbiodiniaceae.